CACUGGCCGCGCCAGCUGCUCCACGGAGCCCGGGCGAGGCGGCUGCGACGAAAGCCAUGGCCCGGGCGUUGGCGGGUCUGGCCGCUGGUUUGUCCUGCCCGCGGGUCGUCCCCAGCCAAGACUCGGACUCAGACACAGAUUCGGAGGACCCGAGUAACCGGCGCAGCGCGGGCGGGCUGCUCCGCUCGCAAGUCAUCCACAGCGGUCACUUCAUGGUGUCGUCGCCGCACAGCGACUCGCUGACCCGGCGGCGCGACCAGGAGGGGCCCAUGGGGCCCGCCGACUUCGGGCCGCGCAGCAUCGACCCCACACUCACCCGCCUCUUCGAGUGCAUGAGCCUGGCCUACAGUGGCAAGCUGGUGUCUCCCAAGUGGAAGAACUUCAAAGGCCUCAAGCUGCUUUGCCGGGACAAGAUCCGUCUCAACAACGCCAUCUGGAGGGCCUGGUAUAUCCAGUAUGUGGAGCGGAGGAAGAGCCCCGUGUGUGGCUUCGUGACCCCCCUGCAGGGGCCUGAGGCUGAUGAGCACCGAAAACCAGAGGCCGUGGUCCUAGAGGGCAAUUACUGGAAGCGGCGCAUCGAGGUGGUGAUGCGCGAGUACCACAAGUGGCGCAUCUACUACAAGAAGCGGCUCCGUAAGUGCAGCAGGGAAGGGGAUCUCCUGACCCCAAAGCAGGUGGAAGGGGGUUGGCAACCACCGGAGCGAUGGUGCGAGCAGCUCUUCUCCAGCGUGGUGCCCGUGCUGCUCGGGGGCCCAGAGGAGGAGCCUGGCGGGCGGCAGCUUCUGGACCUGGACUGCUUUUUGUCCGACAUCUCCGACACGCUCUUCACCAUGACUCAGCCCAGCUCCACGCCCCUGCAGCUGCGCCCUGAGGACGCUUAUGUGGGCAAUGCUGACAUGAUCCAGCCGGACCUGACACCCCUGCAGCCCAGCCUGGAUGACUUCAUGGAGAUCUCAGAUUUCUUCACCAGCUACCGCCCCCCACAGACACCCACGCCCUCACACUUCCCGGAGCCCCCCAGUUUUGGCACCAUGGCUGACCCUUUCUUCGGCAGUUCGAUCCUGGGCUCAGAGGUGCCCCCUGCCUCGUCAGGCAUGACCCACCUCUCAGGGAAUAACCGCCUGCAGGCUCGGAGCAGCUGCCCUGGCACCCUGGACUCCAGUGCCUUCCUGAACUCUGAUUUCCUCCUUCCUGAAGACCCCAAGCCCAAGCUCCCACCCCCGCCAGCACCCCCACCCCUCUUCCAAUACCCUGCCCUUCCCAAGGGGCCUGGUCUAGAGCCCUGUCCCCCACCCGCCUUCCCUCCCAUGGCUCCUCCCCCUGCUUUGCUGCAGGAAGAGCCUCUCUUCUCUCCUAGAUUCCCCUUCUCUACUGUCCCUCCUGCCCCAGGAGUGUCCCCACUGCCGGCUCCCACUGCCUUCCCACCUACCCCCCAGCCUGGUCCAGGCCCUGCCCCUGCUCCCUUCCCCAUAGACCUUCUACCCUCAGGGUAUCUGGAGCCCCAAUUUGGGCCUCACUUCACAGUGCCCCAAGGCUGAGGUCCAGAGGCAAGCCCCCCCGCCCCAUCCCCUAGAGGGGAGAAGCCCAGCCCCCCAACCUUGGGCCCUGCCACCGCCAACCCCACUACCCCAGCGGGGGGCAACAACCCCUGCCUCACACAGCUGCUCACAGCAGCCAAGCCUGAGCAAGCCCUGGAACCACCACUCGUAUCCAGCACCCUCCUCCGGCCCUCAGGGUCCCCGGAGACGGCCCCUGAAUUCCCCUGCACCUUCCUACCCCCGACCCCGGCCCCCACACCACCCCGGCCCCCUCCAGGCCCAACCACACUGGCACCUCCCAGGCCCCUGAUUGUCCCCAAAGCGGAGCGGCUCUCGCCCCCAGCACACAGCGGUGGUGAGCGGAGGCUGUCUGGGGAACUCAACUCCAUUCCAGGCCCGGGGACCCUGAGUGUCUGCGUCUCUCCCCCUCAACCCAUCCUAAGCCGGGGUCGUCCAGACAACAACAAGACUGAGAACCGGCGCAUCACACACAUCUCUGCAGAGCAGAAGAGGCGCUUCAAUAUCAAGCUGGGGUUUGACACCCUGCACGGGCUGGUGAGCACACUCAGCGCCCAGCCCAGCCUCAAGGUGAGCAAAGCAACCACACUGCAGAAGACGGCCGAGUACAUCGCCAUGCUGCAGCAGGAGCGGGCGGCCAUGCAGGAGGAGGCCCAGCAGCUACGGGACCAGAUCGAGGAGCUCAACGCUGCCAUUAACCUGUGCCAGCAGCAGCUGCCUGCUACCGGGGUGCCCAUCACGCACCAGCGUUUCGACCAGAUGCGAGACAUGUUCAACGACUAUGUCCGCACCCGGACACUGCACAACUGGAAGUUCUGGGUGUUCAGCAUCCUCAUUCGGCCUCUGUUCGAGUCCUUCAAUGGGAUGGUGUCCACAGCAAGCUUGCAGAGCCUCCGUCAGACCUCACUGGCUUGGCUGGACCAGUACUGCUCCCUGCCUGCUCUCCGGCCAACUGUCUUGAACUCUCUCCGCCAGCUGAGCACAUCUACCAGUAUCCUCACAGAUCCAGGCUGUAUACCUGAGCAAGCCACACGGGCAGUCACAGAGGGCACCCUUGGCAAACCUUUAUAGUGCUGGCCAGACACUGCCACUUACUCAGCUGCCCAGGGGCUGCUUUCCUUGGGCCUGGGCUCCAGGGACAACUUCUGGGCACUCCCCUCCUGCCCCUUGCCCUGGCUGUCCCCUUUCCUGAGGGUCUAGCAGGGCCCAAAUCUCUUCCACCUCCUGGAAGCCAGGAAGAACGGCGUUCCAUUCCCUGCCCCACCAGAGACUAACACCGUGACCUGGAGGAUUCAUACUCUCUCUUGGGACCUUCACUUUCCAGUCUGAAAAAUGGGGAUGGAGAAGCUUCAACCAGAAGAUGA
This is a messenger RNA of Panthera uncia (snow leopard), 2920 nucleotides long. RefSeq names its product MLX interacting protein like (gene MLXIPL). Gene Ontology annotation, molecular function: RNA polymerase II cis-regulatory region sequence-specific DNA binding; DNA-binding transcription factor activity, RNA polymerase II-specific; protein dimerization activity. Lineage: Eukaryota; Metazoa; Chordata; Mammalia; Carnivora; Felidae. The record is from RefSeq and is a predicted model, not a curated record. Gene Ontology annotation, biological process: regulation of transcription by RNA polymerase II. Gene Ontology annotation, cellular component: nucleus.